AUGACCACCCCGCCACCAUACACUGUCGCCGCCGCCGCCGUCGCCGCUCCUAGGCCUGGCCCAGCAAAUCCUAAAGCUCCUGCAGGAGAAGCUUCUACCACCCCUGCAGAGCCCGAACCUAGAGCAUCAAGCCUCUACGAUAUAACGGCUGCAACACAACGUCGCGUAGUAGAGGAUGUGGUGGACAAGAUGCGGAGGCAGAUGGUGAAAGAGUUAGGGGGUAUGGAGAGGCGGCUAGUUGCUAGAGUGGAGGCGCAGGAACGGAUGUUAAAGGAGGGGAGGGGGAAGGAAGUGAUGGAUGAAGAUUGA
This is a messenger RNA of Pseudogymnoascus verrucosus, 309 nucleotides long. RefSeq lists its product as uncharacterized. NCBI's taxonomy places the organism in Eukaryota, Fungi, Ascomycota, Leotiomycetes, Thelebolales, Thelebolaceae. The record is from RefSeq and is a predicted model, not a curated record. Bases 1 to 309 code for a protein of 102 amino acids. The transcript has 2 exons.